Molecule: messenger RNA, 585 nt
Organism: Clonostachys rhizophaga
Lineage: Eukaryota; Fungi; Ascomycota; Sordariomycetes; Hypocreales; Bionectriaceae
Source: the annotation of a GenBank genome assembly
AUGAAGUUCACGAUUGCUGCUGCCCUCAGCCUCGCUGCCGUUGCUCAUGCCCAGCCUGUUGACAACACUAUUGAUACUCGUCUUGUUCAUAUCAAACUCGGCGGCAAGGGCGAGAAAAACCCCUUCUCCUUCACCUCUACCUAUUCCCUCCACGCCACCCCUGAGGAGGUCGUAGACAGCAACAAUGCCUUGACUGGAGGUCUCGCGGGUGCGAGCGGUGUCUACAAGUUCGGCAUCAACUCACACGACAACAUCAUCUGCUACAACAUCACCCUGAGCGGCUUCCAGGGCGAGUAUCAGUCCCCUGCUGUUAGCGCCACCCAUAUCCACGAAGCUCCAAGGGGCAGAGCCGGACCCCCUCGCAUCGCCUUCCCCAAUCCAGUCGAGAUCGGCCCGAGCCUGCGAUCCUCCAUUGGCUGCAUCCGUGGCCCCUUCACGACCGGUGUUCUCGCCAACGGCAAAGACACCGGCGAGGGCUUUCACGUUAGGCAGAUUGAGGAGAAUCCGGCUGGCUUCUUCGCUGAUGUUCACUCCAGCUUGGCCGUUCCCGGUGCUGUCCGUGGACAGCUUGAAAAGAAUUGUUAA